This is a messenger RNA of Rattus norvegicus (Norway rat), 2886 nucleotides long. It is a transcript of the gene Cisd2, whose product is annotated as CDGSH iron sulfur domain 2. Gene Ontology annotation, biological process: regulation of autophagy. NCBI's taxonomy places the organism in Eukaryota, Metazoa, Chordata, Mammalia, Rodentia, Muridae. Gene Ontology annotation, cellular component: endoplasmic reticulum membrane; mitochondrial outer membrane. Gene Ontology annotation, molecular function: 2 iron, 2 sulfur cluster binding. The record is from RefSeq and is marked validated.
ACGCAAGCGCAGCAGCCGGGCAGCGGACGCCGCCGGCAGGAUGGUCCUGGACAGCGUGGCCCGCAUCGUGAAGGUGCAGCUGCCCGCCUACCUCAAGCAGCUCCCGCUCCCCGACAGCAUUACCGGGUUCGCCCGCCUCACAGUUGCAGAAUGGCUCCGCUUACUGCCCUUCCUUGGUGUACUUGCACUCCUCGGCUACCUUGCAGUUCGUCCAUUCUUCCCGAAGAAGAAGCAACAGAAGGAUAGCUUGAUUAACCUUAAGAUACAGAAAGAAAAUCCCAAAGUGGUGAACGAAAUAAACAUUGAAGACCUGAAUCUUACGAAAGCAGCUUAUUGUAGGUGUUGGCGCUCCAAGACGUUCCCUGCCUGUGACGGGUCCCACAAUAAGCACAAUGAGUUGACAGGCGAUAACGUGGGUCCUCUCAUCCUGAGGAAGAAAGAAGUAUAGCAGUAGCCACGGAGACGAACCUCUGGCAACGUUUCCGCCCUUGUUGUGCAUAGAAAAAGAUCUUUGCAAGUUUUAACUAUUGGUACUGGCUGAAUAAUUAUUCUGCCAGUUAUUUUCUUGCUACACUACUGCUUAUAUUUGGUACUUUAUAUAUUCAGUCAUUUGUACAGAAAUCAAAUGGUCAAGUCUGAUUCUGAAAUCAAGUUUAAUGUGUCUUUCAACAAUAAAGUCAGCACUUCAAAUUUUAAUUAAUUGGGAAUUUAAAGUUUGACUGUGGGGCAAAAGUUAUUUCUUUGCAUAUCAGCAUUUCAACAGAAUGUAUAUUUAAAAAGAAAAUUCUCCCUUGUUCUGUUAAAUGUAUCUUCUUCAUAUUGUCAUGCUUUGCUCAUUUGAAGUCAUUUGCCAUUUUUUGGCUUUCUGUGGAACUCUCCUGCUUUUAGAAGAAUUGUGGUAAAUAUUGCCAUCAAGAAUACUUUGAGGCAUAAAACCCCUUGUUUUAUCUUAUUACAAUGAUUAUUCCAAUUUCUAAAGAGUAAAUUUUCAGUGAGAAACAACUAUUUUCAUCAUAAAAAUGAUUCACCUUACAAAAGCUUUGUUGUGCGUGCGUGCGUGCGUGCGUGCGUGCGUGUGUGCGGUGCCUAACUCGGUGACUGCUGGGUGGCAAGAGCACUUAUGAGCUACAGUUUGAAGAUCACUUAGAUAUAAAGCAUAUCUGAAUUUGCAUUAAGAUGAUGCAUAGUUCAUUGCCCAAAAUUGUUUUAUCUUUUGUGUAGUUAAUUAUAGAGAAAUGACAACAGGGUAUUAAGUUACUUGUACUCCAGUGGAUUGAAUUUGUACAUACUGAGGGAAAAUAUUUUGAUCUUUUUUUAAAAAGAGAUAACUUCUUUAUUGUAUUUUUUUAACUUCACAAAAUAUAGAUAAAACACUUGUGUAUGCAUGAUGGCAGAAAAAGUCUGGAAAGAAGGACGUAUGACAGUAUAAUCGGCCCGCACAGAUAAGGACGAGGACUUAGCAAGGGUUACUGCUUUUACUUUCUAUUUCUCUCUUGUUCCUCUCCAACAAACAUUUCUAUACCUUUAAUAGUUUUUUUAAGUUGAGGCUUUGAAUAAAAUUGUCAUGGCACAGUUAGGCUCUUCAGGCCCAUAUGAUGAGACCUUUGAUUGAUUGUCUGAAGAUAGAGUGGAGUCAGCAUUACAGCAAGCAUAAUCACAAAUGGAUUAGACCUCGGCUGUGCACGGAAAGGAAGCCACACCUGUGUUACACGGCAAAUACUGAAAAAAAACAAAAAACAAACACUCAUUUUACUUUCCAGCUCCUAAGUGAAUGAUACGUCAAGGGUAUAUAUAGGAUAUAGAAAGAAGGUGAGGUUUACAAAGUAAUUCAGCUCUGACACAGAACCACAUUUCCUCCAGAAACAGAGUAAAAGCAAGACAGUUAGAUUUGGGGACCCUCAUUUGUGAAGGCUGCUGGGUUAGGUGGGCCAUCUCCAGGAUUCCUUAUUUACUCAACGAGCACAUAGUGAGCCGGUGCCACAUGCAGUCUGUGUGUUCUCUUUUUUUUUGGGUUUUUUUUUUUUUUUUUUUUUGGAGCUAGGGACUGAACCCAGGGCCUUGCGCUUCCUAGGCAAGCACUCUACCACUGAGCUAAAUCCCCAACUCGUGUUCUCUUUCUUUAGCUACCAUAUCUAGCAGUUUGAGAAAGACUAGUGACGGCAAGCUGAAAAUGAUUACGAGUCAACUUGUCACAUAAUUAAGUUACACUGACACAUUUUAUAGUCUUAGUUUGUGUAUUGUGAAGUGUACAUGUUAAAGCAAAUAGAUAUGUUUUAGAAAGACUUAUUUCAUGUGUGUGAGUGUGUGAGAGUGUGUGUGUGUGUGUGUGUGUGUGUGUGCGUGCAUCAUGCACAUGCCUGGUGCCCGAGGAACCCAGAGAGAAUGCUGGAUCCCCUGGAACUGGAACUAACAGACAGUUGUGAGCCACCCUGUGGGUGCUGGGAACUGAACCCUGGUCUUCUACAAGAACAGCCAGUGCUAUUAACAACUGAGCCAUCUCUCUAACCCUGUAAAACCUUUAAUAAAAGAGGCUGUGAUUGGUUUGAAGUAACAGCUGAAGUGUGGAAGGAAUCGUAUAAUAUUACGGAAGGUAAAAGUGGUACAGUUGUGUUUGUCUGCUCACUUACUCUCGUGGUACUAAGGGUGGAACCCAGGGCCUCACACAUUCUGGUAAUAGCCCUUUACACUGAACUCCAUCUUGUGUCGUAUCUUUUUAAUAGUAUACACCAUUGAAACAAAAUACAAAAAGGUUUUCCAUAUAGGUUUACUGGAAUUUUUGAAUUAUUUGUAAUUUUAGCCUACUAUCAGAAGUCUUUUUAGUUUUAUUUUACACAUCUCAUGUAAUAGCUAUCCUUAAAAUAUUAAAGAUAUCACCCACUUGGUUCA